This is a messenger RNA of Diceros bicornis minor, 3788 nucleotides long. RefSeq names its product VRK serine/threonine kinase 1 (gene VRK1). Gene Ontology annotation, cellular component: cytoplasm; nucleus. The transcript has 14 exons. Gene Ontology annotation, molecular function: ATP binding; protein serine/threonine kinase activity. The coding region runs from base 209 to 1477 and encodes 422 amino acids. Lineage: Eukaryota; Metazoa; Chordata; Mammalia; Perissodactyla; Rhinocerotidae. Gene Ontology annotation, biological process: signal transduction; peptidyl-serine phosphorylation. The record is from RefSeq and is a predicted model, not a curated record.
AAAUCACCUGAAAAGGAACUAUGAGAUUGAGAAACACAGAUUUUAUAUUCUCUGAAACUAGGAGAUUUCUAUAACCCUGAACCAGAAAAUAAGAGGGGCUGCCAAAUGCAGUGAAAGUCAAAUAGCGGUAUGGGAGGAUCCUGAAAGGGGACACUUUCAGGUCUGGGACACAGAUCUCAGAUAAAGCUGGCAGAAUAGUGUUCUCCAAAUGAAAAUGCCUCGUGUAAAAGCAGCUCAAGCUGUAAGACAGGGCCCUGCAAAGAGACGUCUUGCAGAACAGUUUGCAGCUGGGGAGAUAAUCACUGACAUGACAAAAAAGGAAUGGAAACUAGGAUUACCCAUUGGCCAAGGUGGCUUUGGUUGUAUAUAUCUUGCUGAUAUGAAUUCUUCAAAAUCGGUGGGCAGCGAUGCACCCUGUGUUGUAAAAGUGGAACCCAGUGACAAUGGACCUCUUUUUACUGAAUUGAAGUUCUACCAGCGAGCUGCCAAACCAGAGCAAAUUCAGAAAUGGAUUCGUACCCAUAAACUGAAGUACCUGGGUGUUCCUAAGUAUUGGGGGUCUGGUCUACAUGAUAAAAAUGGAAAAAGUUACAGGUUUAUGAUAAUGGAUCGCUUUGGGAGUGACCUUCAGAAAAUAUAUGAAGCAAAUGCCAAAAGAUUUUCUCGGAAAACUGUCUUGCAGCUAAGCUUAAGAAUUCUGGAUAUUCUGGAAUAUAUUCACGAACAUGAGUAUGUACACGGAGAUAUCAAGGCCUCAAAUCUUCUUCUGAGCCACAAGAAUCCUGACCAGGUGUACUUGGUAGAUUAUGGCCUUGCUUAUCGGUAUUGCCCAGAAGGAGUUCACAAAGAGUACAAAGAAGACCCCAAAAGAUGUCACGAUGGCACUAUUGAAUUCACCAGCAUCGAUGCGCACAACGGUGUGGCCCCGUCGAGACGUGGUGACUUGGAAAUACUUGGUUACUGCAUGAUCCAGUGGCUCAGUGGGCAUCUUCCUUGGGAGGAUAAUUUGAAAGAUCCUAACUAUGUUAGAGAUUCCAAAAUUAGAUAUAGAGAAAAUAUUGCAGGUUUGAUGGACAAAUGUUUUCCUGAGAAAAACAAGCCAGAUGAAAUUGCUAAAUACAUGGAAACAGUGAAAUUACUGGACUAUGCCGAAAAACCUCUUUAUCAAAAUUUACGAGAUAUUCUUUUGCAAGGACUCAAAGCUAUAGGAAGUAAGGAUGAUGGCAAACUGGACUUCAGUGUUGUGGAGAAUGGAGGUUUGAAAACCAAAGCUAUAACAAAGAAGCGAAAGAAAGAAAUUGAGGAAAGCGCAGAACUUAGUGUUGAAGAUAUGGAAUGCUCAAAUACACAGACAAAGGAGGCCACACAAACUCGAAGUGAGGAGUCCCGAGGAGCAGUACAUGGAAGCGUGUCUCAGCCAGAGGCUAGCAGCAGCAGCUAUGACAGUUCAAAAACCAGAAAGAGAGUCCAGAAGUAAAUCAAAUGCUGUGAACCAAUUUUUCUUUUCUUCUUUUCAUUUGACUUUUUCCUUUUUUUCUGCUCUAAGUGUUUUGUUUUCAUGUGAGUCUUAAGGGGUGGGGGUAACAAUGAAAUACCUAUGUCUUUGAAAAGCAAACUUUUUUUUAUUAAAAUAAAUACUUUGUACAAUUUAUUAAAGGCUAAUUUAUAAAGUUUCAAAAUCUCUAGAUUACACCCUUUAAGCUAUCACCACGCUGUAUGUGUUUGAGGUUCUGGAGUACAUAUAAGAAAAAUUACUAUGACAUGUACUUCUCUAAUCAUUGUAUAUUUCCCAGAGUAUAUAAAAUCUAUGACAAAGUCCUUUUAAGGAAAUACAGAACUUAAAAAUAAAAGUCUCUUUUUGCUUGAUACAAACACGCAACUUGUGGCCAUAAGAUUUGGUUUGUAUUGAUUUUGUUCAGUUCUACAAGCAUUUAUUAAGCACUCGUAAUAUGAAAUGACAAGUACAAAGAAGGGAAAGGAUUAUGAAAGAAAAAGUGGAAUAAUAAGUAUAUCUGUGAGAGAUAAAAUAUACAUGUUUGAAAGUUAGAUUACAUAAGAAUUAUGUAAGUAUGCGAGCUAUAUGAUAAGAAAACAUGAUAAAUUAUCAAGUGGUGGCGUGAUCAAGGAUUUUAUAGACUGGCUUCCUUUAAGGAAAUCCUGUGGGGGGAAAAUAUAUAUCUUAUUGUCAUUUACAUAUUAGUUUUCUUGCAAGUUUCAUUUUUUGUGGCAUAUAAUAUUUGUACAGUAAACAAGCACGUUAGAGCUGUAGUGAUUAGAAAUUUUAAAAUGUCAGCUUUUUGUAGUUGCCUUGGGAACAAAAGCUUGGAAUGUAAACAUUUAUGAACAAUUUCAAGAUUUACUUUGUUAGCGAAAUUGGGAUUGGAUUGUAUUUUUUCUAAAGGGUGGUACACCUUACCAUUUGUGGCAUGUGGAAUGUUUUUAGAUGGUGUAGAGACACACUUUUAUUUAAGUAUUUAAGCAUUUAUUUUAAUAUGUAUUCAAAAUGUAAGUAGACAUUAAACUGGUUAUUUUUCUACAAGCCCAAAGUACGUAUUCCAGUUUUUAAAGAAGCAAGUUGAUUUGAAGAAAAUAUUAAGUAAAUAAUAGUACAGGUGGAAUGUAGACAUAUCAAAAAUUGCCAAGGUUGUACCAAGUUUGAGCAACAGACUGUAACUUUUGGCUCUGAUGUGGCUAUUUGGUUCUCACGUGAAGCGCUUACCACCCUAGUGGUCAGAUGCUGAAGUAUGCAAAACAGAUCUGCAGACUUUGCUCUGAAGGUUAACCUUGUAAAUGCCUCCUGAAGUUCUAGGGCUAUGUGUCUUUACAGAAUAGAGAACUAGAUUUUGGGCAGAGACUCCUCCUGUAUUCUGUAGAAUGUUGGAUUUUAGUGCUCAUCAGUGUUAUGGUCCCAAGUUUAUUUGUAACACCUAAAUCAACUCUCAAGUUCUGUUUCAAACACAUUGACGCUUAAAAUAGGAUAAAAUGUGUGUGCUGUGUUUCUGUGUAUAUGCCUUAGCCUUUUUUAUUUUUCAAAACACAAAAACAUAGCCAAACCUGUUGGUUAAAUAUUAAGAAAACAAAUAUUUCUUCACAUAUUGUUUUUAACAAGUGCUGGCAUUUUCUCGAAUGUUUCUCUGUUGGCAGAGCUGCAGAAAUGAGAAACUAGUAGCCCUAGUGGCCAGUUGGACGUGUCAGCUGCACCCUGGUUCUGCUCUUCUUCUGUCCCCUACCUUACACUGGUGUCUCUUACCCCCUUUAUUUUUAAACAUGGUCAGAUAACCUCCUUGUUAUUCAGAGUUAGGCUUUUUUUCUUGCCUUUUUCAGUUCUAUAUUUCCUAUUUUAAUCUUGCAUUGUUUUUAUUUUCUUUCCAAUCUCUGCAUUCGGUGGAUUCUGCCAUUCUUCGUUCUCCCUUCACAGUCCAGCUUCCCUCUUCCAACACGUAUUCCUAGCCCCACUUUGCCUGCCUCCUCUGCCGCUGGCUUAUGUCCUUAGCGAGCUGAGGCUUUCUGGUCUGUGGAGGAUCGACAUCUGUGCCAGGCUCUUGUCCUUCCCACAGCAGGAGCUAUGUGUGCUCUGCAUUUCCAGAAAGUAACUGAUAAAUCUUUGGUAACCAACUAAGCCCUGAAGUAAAAUAGCUUCUAGGUGUUCUUCAGUAGUGAUCUCUUAAGACAAAUAAAACGCUAAUAGGCCAGAGCUAUAAAACCCCAGUUACUUCUCUGAGUUACUCAAUUGAAUGUGCUUAUAAAGACGUUAGUUGCACAGUAAUAAAUUAGUAGUGGAAAUAUAA